Opisthorchis viverrini is the source of this 1060-nucleotide messenger RNA. RefSeq lists its product as hypothetical. Bases 78 to 605 code for a protein of 175 amino acids. The record is from RefSeq and is a predicted model, not a curated record. Gene Ontology annotation, biological process: hydrogen peroxide catabolic process; cellular response to stress; cell redox homeostasis. NCBI's taxonomy places the organism in Eukaryota, Metazoa, Platyhelminthes, Trematoda, Opisthorchiida, Opisthorchiidae. The transcript is spliced from 3 exons. Gene Ontology annotation, cellular component: cytosol. Gene Ontology annotation, molecular function: thioredoxin peroxidase activity.
CAGAGAUGUACAAAAAUUACAAGGUGAUUUUUUUGCAGCUACUCAAAAUAAUGUUUCAAUAGUCCCACGAACACCUCAUGUUGCGAUCCAUUCUUUCUACUGCACCAAACUUUACUGGUGAAUGUGUGCAUAACGGAACGAAAACAACUGUCGAAUCUGCCUAUUUUACCGGAAAAUAUACGAUCAUCCUGUUUUACCCUAGUAACUUCGUCCAAUGUACGGCUGAGGAACUUCUUGCACUUGACCAAUCGUUGUCAGAGUUUGAGAGACUAAACUGCACACUCUUAGCCAUCACUCCAGAUUCCAUCGAGUCUCAAAUAGCCUGGUAUCGAGCACCCUUGGAAAGCAACGGCCUAGGUGGAGGUGUGCGGUUUCCCUUGUUGUCGGACAAAAGUUUUUCAGUAUGUCGCGCAUACGGUGUGCUCCGCGAGGACAAAGGCGUCCCUCUGAGGUCUCUGUUCAUUCUGGAUCCGUUACAGAAGAUUCGUGUUGUGCUGAGUAUGGACAUUGGAAUUAUGUACGAUAUAUCGGAAAUCCUUCGUAUAAUCAAGUAUCUGACCGAUCUAGAUAACCGGGCUUCACAAAACGCUGCGAAGCAAGUUUGAGAAAAAAACAACACUUGGAUCGGAAAAACGUGCUCUUUCCCGAGGUCCGCAAUACUCGUCUACUUAUCUUUUGCAUAUCUUUACGAAAUGUUCCGUUUUUCUUGUUACCAUAUGACCUCGCAACCUGAUUUGGACCACUCAUUUACCUAAGUUCCAUUUACUAGCAUUAUUUUGCAAAGAGUACAAUUUUUUAAGUUUUUCUGCAAUCACGGGAUUUUUGCAUGUGUAAUUAGUUCCUAAGAGGAAUUUUCACCAGUUUUUCUUUCAACUUCAUUAACUUCACUCAUUUUGCACGCAGCUUUUCCAAACCCCUUUGUGAUUUUUGUGCUCAUGCCGAGUGAUAUCCUUUCUCACUCUAUUUGAUGUUAUUUGCGGAUAUUGUUUCUAUGGGAUUAGCAAAUCAUUCGACUGCACUUAAUAUGGAAGUCAAGACCGUUAUCUAGUUUUUUGAAAAC